Molecule: messenger RNA, 877 nt
Organism: Saccostrea cuccullata (small rock oyster)
Lineage: Eukaryota; Metazoa; Mollusca; Bivalvia; Ostreida; Ostreidae
Product: ATP-dependent DNA helicase RecQ-like
Exons: 3
Coding region: 134-877 (247 amino acids)
Biological process (GO): double-strand break repair via homologous recombination
Cellular component (GO): nucleus; chromosome; cytoplasm
Molecular function (GO): nucleic acid binding; 3'-5' DNA helicase activity; ATP binding
Source: RefSeq, a predicted model, not a curated record
UCACUUCGUUAGUAGGGUCUGAAGAACUCUCAUAAGGGUCAAUCUCUGAGUGAACUUUGAGUCUGCAUAUUCAUAAGAAAAUAUUGACCAAUCAGAUAACACGUAUUAGAAAACGGUCGGUAUUAGAAGGAAAAUGGCGGAUUAUCAACGUGCUUUCCAUGUCGUCUUGAAAGAAACAAAAAUAAACAGUCUUAAAGAAAAACAAGUCGAAAUAUUGGAGACUAUUCUGAAUAAUAACAAUUGCCUCGCUAUUUUACCUACCGGGUAUGGAAAAUCUCUCCCAUAUCAACUUUAUUUACCAGUAAUUCGGGCUCUUGGUGAUGAUUGGAGUAAAAAGAAGAACAGCAAAGUCAUAGUUUGUUGCCCAUUAACGUCCAUAAUGGAGGACCAAGUGAAGAAAUUGAAACAAACAACACUUGUUUCUGCAGAAUAUUUAGGUAGUUCUCCUGAAGCUGAUUCUGCUAUAUCAAAUGGUGAUGUGGAUCUUAUUUAUGGGUCACCAGAGUUGCUCGUUGGAAAUGUGCAAAGGAGGGAAAUCAUUCAGAAACUGGAUGUCAGUCUUAUUGUUAUUGAUGAAUUCCAUACUAUUGCCACAUGGGGAGGAAUGGGAAAUGAAGAGGAAGCUUUUCGGAAAUGGUUUCGGCACUUAGGAGAAUUGCGCUCCAUGUUUCCAAAUGCUGUAUUAUUAGCAUUAAGUGCUACCUGCACAAAAAUUAUUGAAAAAAGAGUGCUUAAUGUAUUGGGUAUUGAUAAAAAAACUAUAAAAUCUAUUAGACUGUCACCAAAUAAGGAAAAUAUUAAAUUCAUUGUCAACAAGAUUCCAAAUUCUAUGGAAUCCGCUAUGUUUUGGGUUAUGGAAGCUUUACUAACGAAGUGA